CGUAGCUUACAGCUUAGAGGCUCCAGCGUAGGUCCAACGUAGUAGUAUAUAUCACCCUUAACUGUCAGCACCGUAAGAAUCCCAAAAUGCAUCCUUAUGGGCCGUUUACACAAAACGUGUUUUUCCGUUUCACUGUGCUACUUUUCCAUUGAUUUUCAAUGUAAAAGCGAUAGACGGACAAUGUGCUUAACCGUUGUGUUUGUGUCUUUUGCAGCAUCUGCAUGGCAUGCCAGGUGUUUCUCAAAUCUGGUCCUGGAGGGCCACUUCCCUGCAGAGUUUAGUUCCAAAACUAAUCAAAUACACCUGACAAAGCUAGUCAACAAAGUUACUGGAAAAUUGCAGGUAAGUUUGAUCAUGGUUUGAGCUAAACUCUACAGGACAGUGGCCCUCCAUGCUGGAUUUGAGGAAACCUGACCACUGGUUCCAUUCAAACCGUUUGCGUUCAAAAAGACCACAAAAUGUUUCCUGUGACUAUCAGCGUUAUAUUUACGUGGUGUGACAUGGUUUGAGGCUUACCUACCCCAAACCUUAAACCUACCCUUAAAACAAUGCAAACACAGUGUUGGUGGUAGCACAAUCUUAUAAGUAGAAUUAUUCGUCAAGACACUAGCGCUUAACCACCAUAGAUCUGGUAGCUAAAUCAUUUUUGAACCGAUUGACGGCUUGGCUUUGCCCACCAUUAUGCCUUUGGUCUCCAUUUCAUUGUUUCCCUAUUCUCAAAUCCAUGCAGCUUUAUCUUGAUCAGCGUGUCAGGUGACCCACAACAUUUCCAUGCGCAGUACUGUAUUCUUAAAUCUGCUCUCAGCUCUAGGGGUGUCUAAUGUCCUGGAUUAUUUUCCAACAGCCACAGAUUUGGCAGCGAAGAUGCAUGCGACUCACUUGUCAUUCCACGGCCCAUGCUGCUCUGUUUGGGGUUAUGCUGUGUACAGUGUACCAUUUAAGUGAGGGGAGCUGGUUACAAACCUACUAGAGGAUGCUAAAAAGACACUCUUAAAGAAUAUUAAAAAUAUAUAAAGAGCACCUGUUUUGAAGAGUUCUUACAAUCCUUAGAACCUUAGGAUAUCCCUGGAUCAAAUCUUGACGAUUAUGUAUAAGAAAUUUGGCACAUAAGUUUCAUUAACAAUGCAAAUGGUCAUUUAUAAUUCAUGGGCAGUCGUCAUUAAGUAUUAACUCGAGUCAUUUGAGAUUUUGUUUAUUUGUUCAUUUAGGUCAUUGUUAAUUGAAAAUACAGCUCAUUUGAUAUUAUUUUAGUAAGAAAUCAAGAAUAGCAUAAAUAAGAAUAAUUAAUUCAUUAAAUUAUUAAUUGAAUCCUAAAUUAAACUUUAGUGUCAAUAUUUUUUACUGUGUUUAUCCAAUUGAGUUGUCCAAUGUAUUGGAAUUGUUUAUCUCAACUUUUGGAAGUAAAUACAACUCAAAAACCACAAAAUAUAAUGAGUUUAGAUUUUCCACAGUGUUUUUGCAUUUAUUGCGAACCUUCCUUGCGGUCAGCGCCGGUCACUACAGAGAAACCACUUUUAUAUGCUGGAUAUCUGAUCUGUGUGAAUGUAGCUCUGUUACCAGAUGUUAUAGUAGUAGACCUCUUGUAUAUAAUUAACUCAAAUCAAUUAAUGCUUAGAACUUCCUGUUGACACACAAUGCCUCAUCAUUUACACACAUUAAGAACUAAGACAAACAUGGUUAAACUAUACUUCAGUAUCUCUUGUCCUGAAAUGGAACCAGGAAAAAAAGUGUGGCGUGGUUGAACUUUUUUCAUUCAAUAACAUGAAGAAUGAUACAUUUGUCGUGAAGAAGAAUAAUUUAAUCAGAACUUACUAUCUGUUAUAAUUUUCUUCUUUUAAUUCUAGAAAAAUUAUUUCAGGUGUUAAUCAUGAAACUCGGGUAUACUUGCCAUACUUUAUUUAGCCAACUUGUUUGUGUUGAGGUAUCAUGAGGGACACCGGGAUUAUUCACUGAAUAUUUGAAUCUUGAAUCUGCCCUGUACACUGGCGUUUUGUUUGCUGGCUCUCACGGCUUUAGAUCUUGACUACCAUUAUCUGUAGUCAAGGAGACAUUUGAUUCCUUUUUUUAGGAGUGGAGAGCCUGUUAACAGAGACCCACCUGACAGUCAGGUGUGUCUUCAGCUCUAGAUGCCUCGCUAGAUUGAAUAGCAGGACUUUAACUCAAACCGGCAAGAUGCCUCGCAGAAAAAAUGAUAUUGCGAUAACCGUGGAUGAUGUUGGGAUGGAAAUCGAUGCAGAAUAUGAUAGUGGAAGUGACGUCGAUUCAAAAAGACGAGCAAACAGCAGGAAUAAACCGAAACCUGCUGCUCGAGGAAGGAAAGCCAAGCCCGCUGAUAGCGUGGAGGAGAGCAAUGAAGAAGAGGAGGAGACUCCACGGAAGAGGAAAGGCCGAAAGAAGAAGGAAGUAAGUGAAGACGAGAGCGAGGAAGAGAAGAAGGGAAGAAGAAGGAGAGCAGGAGGUGCGAAGAAGAGGGCUGCCAAGAAAGAUGACUCAGAAGAGGAGAGCGAAGAGGAGAAAGGAGAUAAAAGAAAAGGAAGGAAAAAAGGCACAACUAAGAAGGACAAAGAGGUGGAGAAUGUCAAGGAGAAGAAGGGGAAUGGCAAAGCAGGAGAGAAAGGAGGGAAGGACAAACAGGAAGAUAAGGAUAAGAAAAAGAACAAAGGCAAAAACAGCAGCGUUUCAUCAUCAGAUGACAAUUCAGAAGACGAGUCUCUGUCUGAGGGAGAGAUGACCCGACUAAAAGAGGAAGUGGAGGAAAAGAAAAAGCUGAUAGCGACACUUCGGAACAAACCCUGGCGCAUGAAGAGGAGACUCAAAUGCCUGAAAGAAGCCCAGGAGUUUGUCGAAAAGUUUGAAGGGGCUUUGGGCAAAGGAAAAGGGAAGAGACUCUAUGCAUUCAAAGUCAUGAUGACCAAGAAAUUAAUCAAAUUCAAUAGAGACUUUGAGAACUUCAAGACAGCCUGCAUUCCCUGGGAGAGUCGGAUAAAAGAAGUGGAAAGUCACUUUGGGUCAUCUGUUGCCUCCUACUUCAUUUUCCUGCGCUGGAUGUAUGGAUUAAACCUUGUUCUCUUCGGCUUUGUGUUUGGACUUGUUGUUAUGCCAGAGGUACUGAUGGGCAUGCCUUACGGCUCCCUUCCCAGAAAAACUGUCCCCAGGGAAGAACAGGAUACUGCCAUGGAUUACUCUGUCCUGUUUGAGUUUGGCGGUUAUUGCAAGUACUCUGUUCUAUUUUAUGGUUACUACAAUAAUCAACGAAGUAUUGGAUUCCUCCAGUUCCGGUUACCUCUUUCAUAUCUUUUGGUUGGUGUUGGGAUAUUUGGCUACAGUCUAAUGGUGGUUAUCAGAACAAUGGCAAGAAAUGCCAAUGAAGGAGGAGAUGGAGCAGAGGAUAGUGCCUUCACCUUUUGCUGGAAGCUGUUUACUAGCUGGGAUUACCUCAUAGGAAACCCAGAGACAGCUGACAACAAGUUUGCGUCCACCACCACAAGCUUCAAGGAAUCUAUAGUGGAUGAGCAGGAAAACCUGAAGGAUGAGAACAUUCACCUACGCCGCUUUCUACGCGUCCUAGCCAACGUUCUCAUUCUGUGCUGCUUGGGUGGGAGUGGAUUUCUCAUCUACACUGUGGUCAAAAGAUCUCAAGAAUUUGCCAAAAAGGACAGGAAUGAACUGACAUGGCUUGAAAAAAAUGAGGUUGAAUUGGUGAUGUCCCUGUUGGGCUUGGUGUGUCCACCUCUGUUUGAGGUUAUAGGGGAGCUGGAAGACUAUCACCCUCGAAUUGCCCUAAAGUGGCAGCUGGCCAGAAUCUUUGCCCUCUUUCUGGGCAACCUGUACACUUUUCUGUUUGCUCUGUUUGAUGAAGUCAAUGCAAAGCUUGAAAACGAGAAACAGAUCAAAAAUGAAACCAUCUGGGCUCUUAAAGAAUACUAUGAGAACUACACCUUACACCACAAUGUCACAGAAAACAUUCCCCCUCCAAUGACCUCACCAGCUGAUGUCAUCAGGGGGCCAUGCUGGGAGACAGAAGUUGGCAUUGAGUUUGUGAAGCUCACCGUAUCCGACAUCCAGGUGACAUAUCUGACCAUUCUGAUAGGGGACUUCCUGCGAGCCGUGAUUGUCAGAUUCCUCAACUAUUGCUGGUGUUGGGAUCUUGAAGCUGGGUUUCCAUCUUAUGGAGAGUUUGACAUCAGUGGUAAUGUACUUGGGCUCAUCUUCAACCAGGGAAUGAUCUGGAUGGGCGCAUUUUACGCUCCUGGGCUGGUGGGAGUAAACGUGUUGCGUCUGCUGAGCUCCAUGUAUUACCAGUGCUGGGCAGUGAUGGCCUGUAACGUUCCCCAUGAGAGAGUGUUCAAAGCCUCACGUUCUAAUAACUUCUACAUGGGAUUGCUCCUCCUCGUACUCUUCCUCAGUCUCAUGCCUGUGAUCUACACCAUUAUGACCCUGCCACCGUCUUUUGACUGUGGACCCUUCAGUGGUAAAGAUAAGAUGUACGAUGUGAUCACGGAGACUAUAGAGAAGGACUUGCCACCAUUUAUGGCAGACAUCUUCAGUUAUGCAUCCAACCCAGGCCUUAUAAUUUCUGCAGUCCUGCUCAUGGUGUUGGCUAUUUAUUACCUGAAUGCUGUGUCCAAAGCAUAUCAGAAUGCUAACAUGGAAUUAAAACGCAAAAUGCAAUUGCAAAGAGAUGAGGAGAAGAACAGGAGGAACAACAAGGACAGCACCAACCAGGUGAUGAAAGACCUGGAGGAUCUUAUGCCCAACAAGUCUCUGAUUCCCCCUCCAUCUGCUCAAGAGGCUGAGAAACCAACUGACCAGCUUAGCAAGUCACCAAAAGUGACAGGCAAACCAGGCGCUGCAGCCACCGGGAAAGGGGUACAUGUUCAGAGAGAUGUGUCUUUGGCUGCGGCAAAUCCUCGGGCACCAGUGACUCGCCCUCCAGGUCCCAGGCCGGCUGGGCCUCUCCCAGGUAAUGGCCGUGGACCUCCACCAGGCCAGGGGAUGGGAAGAGGGAGAGGUGGACCACCACCACGAAGAUAAGGCUUUAAGAAUGUAUAUAGUCACACACUCGAGUCAUUUAUUAGAUAUGGAUCCCAGUCGAAUUGUAAUAUUAUUACAGUGAGGAGGUAAAGCUCAAUUAAAUAAAAAAAAUUUGAU
This is a messenger RNA of Pimephales promelas (fathead minnow), 5151 nucleotides long. RefSeq names its product transmembrane channel-like 2b (gene tmc2b). Gene Ontology annotation, biological process: vestibular reflex; detection of mechanical stimulus involved in sensory perception of sound. Gene Ontology annotation, molecular function: mechanosensitive monoatomic ion channel activity. Gene Ontology annotation, cellular component: plasma membrane. The record is from RefSeq and is a predicted model, not a curated record. Lineage: Eukaryota; Metazoa; Chordata; Actinopteri; Cypriniformes; Leuciscidae.